Gigantopelta aegis is the source of this 493-nucleotide messenger RNA. Its product is annotated as 60S ribosomal protein L32-like. Gene Ontology annotation, cellular component: cytosolic large ribosomal subunit; ribosome. The transcript has 5 exons. Gene Ontology annotation, molecular function: structural constituent of ribosome. Gene Ontology annotation, biological process: translation. The coding region runs from base 1 to 390 and encodes 129 amino acids. Lineage: Eukaryota; Metazoa; Mollusca; Gastropoda; Neomphalida; Peltospiridae. The record is from RefSeq and is a predicted model, not a curated record.
AUGUUUCUGCUUCAGCAAGAUGACGGAGCCCUUCAAACGGACGAAGAUUAUUUUUUUGACAGAUACAAGAAGAUUACUCAAACAUGGCGUAAACCAAAAGGAAUUGAUAACAGAGUACGAAGGCGAUUCAAGGGUCAGUAUUUGAUGCCAAACAUCGGUUAUGGUAGUUCCAAGAAGACCAGACACAUUUGCCCUGAUGGUUUCAAGAAGUUCCUUGUGAACAACAUGCGGGAUUUGGAGGUCCUUUUGAUGCAAAAUAGAACAUUUUCUGCUGAAAUUGCGCACAACAUAUCCAGUCGCAAAAGGAAAGAAAUUGUUGAAAGAGCACAGCAGCUGGCCAUUAAAGUGACCAAUCCAAAUGCCAGACUCAGGUCGCAAGAGGACGAGUAAAGUUGAUGAUGAUUGUCAAUUAAAAAGAAAAAAAACUGAACAAGUGGUUUUGCCUGAAUUUUGUUAUCUUUCCAUUUGACAGAUUAAAAAAAAGUGAAGGUGA